AUGGGGGUAAAGGUUGUAUUUUAAGGCAAGGGCGGUUUCCAGAAAGACGGGCUUUGGUUGGAAGGUGGGUUGAGUGCCCGACGGAUGAGUGCACCUUAUUCCGCACCCCUGCGCCUGCCUUGGGAACUACACCAGGCCCCCCCAGCUCUCACGCAGACGAUAGUGCGGCCUGCGAGGCUCCCCUGGCGGACGAGGCUAAUGGUUCGCCCCGCCCCGCCCACACAGAGGCCGCCCACUGGCUCCAGCUGCGUUUCUUGACUUUGGUCAGACCGGUUACUGAGGAAGGCGCUUGGCUCUCGCCCUCCGACCCUCCUUGGGGUAGGGCGCAUUGUCUUCAGUUCGGCCCGCUCAUUCAGACCCAGCCUCUGCCCUCCGAUUUGACCCUCAGAAGCCGGCCUAGCUUCCGCCUUCAGACCUAGGGAGAGGUCUCUACCAGCGUCUCAGACCAGAUUCUGGCUUCAUCAGGGCUUAAUCUCCACCUCAGCUCUUCUCUCUCCCCCACACCUCAAGACAGUCUACCCCCAGGCUGCAGGACAGAAACACGGACACUCAAUGAGGGUCAAACAUCUUUAAAUAAGGAGCCAGUGACAAUAAAUACUGUACAGGGGGAGAGGGUGAGGGUGAAGAUCCAGAUCUCUGAUUUCAGCCUCGAGAUUCCAAGGACCUGCGAGGAGGGUGAAGAGAGGGGAGCCAGGCUCAGGGAAGGAACCCUGGAGGAGCAUAAGAAAGCUAGGACUGGGGUUUCUGAGGGAAGGGCCCAAGUAGGGGUUGAGGAAUUCCAGGAGUAGGUGGGGAUGAGAGGGAGCUAGAGAGUCCCGGGGAAUUAAUUCACAAGGGUCCCAAGUGGGAGUCUGAGCCAGGGGGUAAGAUCAGCAUACCCAAGGAGAGGAGCCAGGGCUGGGGGAGGCCAUCAAGGUCCUAGGAAUCACUGGCCUGGUUUGAGAAUCUGGGGU
This is a messenger RNA of Marmota monax (woodchuck), 953 nucleotides long. RefSeq names its product chromosome unknown C19orf73 homolog (gene CUNH19orf73). The record is from RefSeq and is a predicted model, not a curated record. NCBI's taxonomy places the organism in Eukaryota, Metazoa, Chordata, Mammalia, Rodentia, Sciuridae.